Messenger RNA from Astyanax mexicanus (Mexican tetra), 1980 nucleotides. RefSeq names its product asialoglycoprotein receptor 2. The record is from RefSeq and is a predicted model, not a curated record. Lineage: Eukaryota; Metazoa; Chordata; Actinopteri; Characiformes; Acestrorhamphidae. Bases 78 to 1193 code for a protein of 371 amino acids. The transcript is spliced from 12 exons.
ACUAGAACUGCUUUAAAUAAGACUUCUCUCAGAGCUGCAGUCCCAGCCGUUCUCAGAUAACCCACCUGGGUAGAAUAAUGGCAGCCAUCUACUCCAACGUGAAGUUUAAAAACAAAGGGGUGAGAGAGACAGGAGAUGGGGAAUCGGGUGAAGGAAGUUCCAACACAAAUGAUGAGAUUAUAUACUCAGAAGUCCGAAUUGUACAAUCAGACAAGACAGUUGUCGUGACAACCCCUAAUGCAGCUGAUCCCAGUCAUCCCAACCGGCCUGGAUCACAUGACCCUGCUGACUCCUCACCUGAGGCAGUGACCCCUGCCUUGGCUAAACAGAGACUGCUGCUGUGUUGUCUGUGUGCCGUCUUGUUUGCUGCAGGCCUCAUCGUUACAGUUCUCUAUGUCCUUGGUAAAAUUUCACCAGAGGAAAAGUUUGUUUCAGAAAAACAACACAAGGAAAUGUUGAGAAAUUACACUGAUAUCCAAAAGUAUUUCGCAGAAAAAGUUAAAAUAAUUGAGCAGCUCCAAACAGAAAACACAAACCUGAACACGACUCUUGAAGAAAAAGGUAAAAUAAUUGACCAGCUUCAAACAGAAAACACAAACCUGAACACGACUCUUGCAGAAAAAGGUAAAAUAAUUGACCAGCUUCAAACAGAAAACACAAACCUGAACACGACUCUUAAAGAGAGAGAUGAUAAAAUUAAGCAGCUCGAGAAAGAAAAAGGAACCUGUGAUCCCAAAUCGCAGAAUGUGGAUGAAAUCUGUUGUGCUGUGGGCUGGAAGUACUUCAGUGGAAAGUGCUACUUCUUUUCUGGUGAUACGAAGACCUGGAUUGCUAGUAGAGAUGAGUGUUUGGCUGCAGGAGGAGACUUGGUGAUUAUCAGCAGCCUAGAGGAACUGGACUUUCUUAAAAGGUCAAAGCCUGGUUCUGGUCGAGAGCACUACUGGAUCGGUCUGUCUGAUGCUGUGAAGGAAGGAGACUGGCGCUGGUUAGACGGAACUAAACUCAAUAAUACACCAAGAUACUGGAAGGUACCUGAACCUGAUAACUGGAAAGGGGGGAACAACGAGUAUCCUGAAGGAGAAAACUGCUCUGAUAUGGAGAUAUCAUCUAGCCAUUUCUCUUUAUAUGAUAGACUCUGUGAUGAACAGAUUGUAAAUCUCAAACGUGUCUGUGAAGCAAAAGUGUCAAAAUAAUCAAAUGAAUUUACUAAUCUUACAGUAAAAUGAAGGCUCCAUAACUAUUCUUUUCAUCAUGUUAUUAUAUUACAGCUAAUUAAUAUUUGCAGCAUUUUGUCUCUGUCAGAUAAAAACCUUGUAUUUCCAUUUGUUCUGUGUUUCAUUUUUUACAUAAUGUAAAUAUGACAGUUAUUCUCUAUAUCAUGUCACAGAAUGGACCAAUAGAUAUGCUUCAGAAAUAAUUGGAAUUAAAUCAUAAAUAUACUGUAAAUAUGUGUACACUGAAUCCUACAAAAGGUUAAUACCUCUUUCCCUUUUUUCCAGUAAAGUUAACAUUUUGUUUUUUGUGUGAAAUUAAAACCUACAUUAAUGUCCUUGUAUGUAACAAAUUAAAUUAUCAUCCAAAGAAAAGAGCUCCCACCAAGUUCUCCCACUUUUUACAGUUUAAUUCUUAGUCAUUUCAUUUUAUUUAUAACUGGAAGGGAUCAUGUUGUUCUUUGACAUCAGUGUCUCUACAUUAUUGUGAACCAAUCAAUAAGUCAUGUGAUCUUCUAGUCAGUGGAUUAAGUGUCAAAUAUAUCAUAAUGUUCUUGUUUGGUUGGUUUAGGAUCUGUAUCUAAAAUAGCUGGAUUAAUUUAGUCAUUAUUAGAUAGUAAAAUGCUCAGUACUAAAGUGAGUAUUGUGUACAGUCAGGUUUUGCAUAGACACUUUUACUUCAGCUCUACUCUCAUCUUUACUCUGCUUUGUCAGUAUCUGUCAGCUCAGCUGUAAUAAAAUCAAAUUAAAAAGUAAAAUAGUUUUCUGC